AUGCAGGACUUCAAGAUGCUUAGCACCAACGUGUUGAGUGCGGUUCCACUGCUGCUUGCCACCGCGUGGUGUGUCGGCGCAGCACCUGGCGCGUUGCGAGGUGAAAGCGGGGUCAGCGUCAGCGACAUCAAGCUUGGCUACGAGCAUACGGUGGCGCGGUAUGCCAAUUGGAAGCCCGACACUGCCAAGCCGGCGGGCAGAGGAAGGGGGCUAUUUGAAGAUUUCAAGCUCGCCGCCGUCAGCGAUGCUUCUGCGAACGAUGCUUCUGCGAUUGCAGUGGUGCGCAAGCGCGGCACGGUGCUGCCUCUUCACGCGGUUGGAGGGUAUCCCAAGAUGCUGGGCGUGACGUACAAUGCCGAGGUGGGGAUGGGCACGCCGACGCAGCUGUUCAACCUCACUGCGGAUACGGGAUCGAUGCUCACCUGGGCCGUGCUGGCUUCGUGCAAGGAUACCGAUUGUCCCGGUGCAUCGACCAAGCGCAAGUACGAUCCGGCGGCUUCCACCACCAGUCGAGUAGGACGCAAGGACCACGAGGCGUACGGCGAUGGCGAGAUGGAUCUGACGUUGUAUAGCGAUGUGGUGCAACUGGGCCGAAUCAAGAUCGACGCCACGGUGGGUGGAGCCAACAAGACUUUUGAGCGCGAUGGCAAGCUAGACCACGACGGACUGCUGGGUCUUGGCCGAAAGGCGGAUGCCGAUCCAGCGCCCGUGCUGGACAGCCUGGCCAGGGAAAGGCGAGGGUUCCAGGAGACGAUUGCACUCGAUUUGGGUGCGCAGCCGACACUGGAAGUGGGCGGCUACAACUAUGUCAAGUAUCCCAAGAUGAAGCGGUACACGGUCGAGGGCGAUGAGGGCUGGCAGCUCGAAGGCAGCAGCAUCACGGCCAAGGGUGCGGACAAGGUGGAUGCGAUCAACCUGCUGCUCGACACGGGCUCGUCGGUUUCCAUGCUGCCUGCGUCGAGGAUGGAUGCGAUCAUGAAUCGGGCAGGACUCAAGGUGCAGAGGUCUAAGGACGAGCCGAUUGUGUACUCGAUGCCGUGCGAUACAAAGUUGGGUGUGCAGCUGGUACUCCCGGACGGAACGCAGGUGGAUGUGGACGACUCGGACAUCCUGAUGCGCAGCAACGACGCCAGCACGCCGGGCUGCCUGAGUCUGCUGGUGGGCACCACCAAUCCGUUUGUGCCCGCCGUGGCUGGUACGCCGCUGCUGCAGAGUCUCUACACGGUGCUCAGCCGCAACCCCUCGGGCGACUGGAUCGGACUCGCUCCCCUGUAG
Messenger RNA from Moesziomyces aphidis, 1275 nucleotides. NCBI's taxonomy places the organism in Eukaryota, Fungi, Basidiomycota, Ustilaginomycetes, Ustilaginales, Ustilaginaceae. The record is from the annotation of a GenBank genome assembly.